Molecule: messenger RNA, 2685 nt
Organism: Microsporum canis CBS 113480
Lineage: Eukaryota; Fungi; Ascomycota; Eurotiomycetes; Onygenales; Arthrodermataceae
Product: alpha-glucosidase
Exons: 6
Coding region: 1-2685 (894 amino acids)
Biological process (GO): carbohydrate metabolic process
Molecular function (GO): carbohydrate binding; hydrolase activity, hydrolyzing O-glycosyl compounds
Source: RefSeq, a predicted model, not a curated record
AUGUUUGGGCGUACUCUCGUCCUUGCUGCGGUUAUCGCUACAACAGCACUGUCAGCGUCCCUGGAGAAGUGCCCCGGAUAUAAGGUGUCCAACAUAAGAGAUAAUGGACAUACUCUGGAGGCGGACCUGCGGCUCGCUGGUGAAGCGUGCAAUGUGUACGGCGAGGAUCUCAGACAGCUGAAGCUCCGGGUGGAAUACCAGACCACUUCACGGCUGCAUGUUAUCAUUGAAGAUUCAAAGGAAGAUGUAUACCAAGUCCCAGAAUCCGUGUUUCCGCGUCCCGGGUUCGAGGAGAGUGCCGGUGCUUCGAAGAAGUCGAUGCUCAAGUUCACCUUCACUAAAGAGCCCUUCUCGUUCAAAGUAACCAGACGUGCUACCGGAGAGGUCAUCUUCGACACCGCUGGUUCUGCCUUGAUCUUCGAGAGUCAAUAUCUGCGGCUGCGCACCUCUCUUCCAGUUGAGCCCAACCUGUACGGCCUAGGAGAGCACAGCGACCCCUUACGCCUGAAGACUGAUGGCCUGGUGACUACCCUGUGGAAUCGAGAUGCCUAUGGUAUCCCUCCUGGAACUAAUUUAUACGGCUCCCAUCCGGUUUAUUACGAUCAUAGAGGGAAAUCAGGCACCCACGGUGUCUUUCUUCUAAACUCCAAUGGCAUGGACAUUAAGGUAGGGAGUGAUGAAAACAGCAGUGGAAGUAAGUACUUGGAAUAUAAUACUCUCGGAGGUGUCCUUGACUUUUACUUCAUGGCUGGUCCAACGCCGAAGGAUGUUGCCUCGCAAUACGCUGAAGUGGUUGGCUUGCCAGCAAUGAUGCCAUACUGGGGUUUUGGAUUCCAUCAAUGUCGAUAUGGAUACCAGGAUGCUUUCAAUGUUGCUGAGGUUGUUUACAACUAUAGCCAGGCAGACAUCCCGUUAGAAACCAUGUGGACAGAUAUCGAUUACAUGGACGGGCGUAAAGUGUUCACGCUCGACUCAGAGCGAUUUCCCAUUGGCGAGAUGCGAGCACUCGUUGACUAUCUCCAUGAUCAUGAUCAGCACUACGUCGUCAUGGUGGAUCCAGCAGUGAGCUAUGGUGACAAUGAUGCCUUCUAUCGAGGAAAAGAACAAGGCAUUUUCAUGAAAACCUCGAAUGGAUCAAUCUAUAAGGGUGCUGUCUGGCCUGGUGUCACUGCGUUCCCUGAUUGGUUUCACCCCGGAGUCCAAGACUAUUGGAAUAACGAAUUCAAACUAUUUUUCGACCCUGAAAAAGGGAUAGAUAUCGAUGCUCUCUGGAUAGACAUGAACGAAGCUGCUAACUUUUGCGACUGGCCCUGUUCUGAUCCUGAAAGGUGGGAAAGAGACCAUGAUCUACCACCCGCUCCUCCACCGGUCAGGCCAAUCCCUCGACCUCUGCCUGGAUUCCCAGGUGAGCUCCAGCCAAAGAGUGUUAAGACCGCAAAACGGGACGAGAUCAAAGUUCCAAACAAAGCAGGCUUGCCAGGCCGUGACCUUAUUGACCCACCAUACAGAAUCAAUAAUGAAGCUGGAUCUAUCAACAAUAAGACCAUGGACACCAACUUGGUCCACUCCAACGGUUUAGUUGAGUAUGAUACUCAUAACCUUUACGGUACCAUGAUGAGCAGUAUUAGCCGAGAGUCGCUCUUGUCUCGACGCCCCACAAAGAGACCCAUGGUUAUCACUCGAAGUACUUUUGCGGGAGCUGGGGCCCAUGUUGGGCAUUGGCUAGGUGACAAUCUCAGCGAAUGGAGCCAAUACCGAUUUUCUAUUUCCCAGAUUCUUCAGUUUGCAGCCAUCUACCAGAUCCCCAUGGUAGGAGCUGAUGUCUGCGGUUUUGGAGGCAAUACAACGGAAGAACUAUGCGCAAGAUGGGCUAUGCUAGGUGCAUUUUAUCCCUUCUAUAGGAACCACAAUGACAUCGCUGGUCAGGACCAGGAGUUUUACCGCUGGGGAUCUGUGGCUAAAGCAGCUAGAACCGCGAUUGAGAUCAGAUAUAAACUUCUCGACUAUAUAUACACUGCUUUCCACCGACAAACUCAGUCAGGGGACCCGAUUUUAAACCCCCUCUUCUAUAUCUACCCAGAAGACAAGAAUACCUUUGCUAUUGACCUGCAGUUCUUCUACGGGGAUGCUCUUUUGGUUAGCCCGGUAACAGAGAAAGGCGCCACCAGCGUCGACAUAUACUUACCUGAUGAUCUCUUCUAUGACUUUUACACCGGAGCACCUGUUGAAGGAAAGGGGGAAAUGAUUACAAUGAAAGACAUCCCAACCACUCAUAUUCCCCUUCAUUUCCGUGGUGGAAAUAUUGUUCCAAUGCGCUCUAAUAGCGCCAUUACCACUACCAAGUUACGAAAGGAGCCAUUCGACCUUGUUAUUUGCCUCGAUCGUGAUGGGAAUGCGGAAGGUAGCCUCUACAUAGACGACGGUGAUUCCCUUGACCAAACUCGUACAACUGAAAUCAACUUCGAAUAUCGCAAAGGCACUCUCCGCAUUUCUGGAAAGUUUGACUUCCAGCCAGAAAAGGCUUGGGAGGUCAAAAAUAUUUUCGUCCUGGGGCACAAGCGGGACAUGAGCGGCCAGAGAAAGGGAGACGAGAACAAAGACUUACAAUACAAUAAAAAACUGAAGAAACUGGCUGUCAAGGUUGGAAUACCGCUUACGGGGCCUUCAGAGAUGACCUUUUACUAG